This is a messenger RNA of Nomascus leucogenys (northern white-cheeked gibbon), 2049 nucleotides long. It is a transcript of the gene C4BPB, whose product is annotated as complement component 4 binding protein beta. NCBI's taxonomy places the organism in Eukaryota, Metazoa, Chordata, Mammalia, Primates, Hylobatidae. Bases 988 to 1596 code for a protein of 202 amino acids. The record is from RefSeq and is a predicted model, not a curated record. The transcript is spliced from 4 exons.
GAGAAGAACAUUUGCAAACUUACUGUGUCCUUAAUGCUUUAUUAUUCUAUUAAAACCUGAAAUUUUGUAGGAAUUUUACCCCAGUUUCAUAAUUAGGGCACAGAGAACCAACCAAGUGUUAUAGUAGUCACAAGCAAGAUGAUAUGGGAGCCCUCAAAACAAUUUUUCAUGCCUUAAUUCCUGAGACCAAAGGAUUCCCCUCACCUCUCUCUUUGCUCAUUUGGUUAACUCUGGACUCAGGCCAAAUCUUGUCACUGGAAGAGCCACAAAGUAGGAAGCCUGGGUGCAGGCCUGGCAAGCGAGAACAAUGUGUCACUGCAGGACUUUGGAGCUCUCAGCUUUGGAGUCAGUUAAGACCAGCUCCUUGCUGGGAAGGCCUAACUCUGGAGGGACAGAGACAGGUAAGGUUAGUUUACUUCCUUGAGCUUUCGUCUUCAGUGCUGCUAACAGCCUUAGGAUAUCUGGUAUUCAGGAAAGGAGGAUGAGGUAGCAUUCAAAAUUGGGUCCUACCUGGGCAAGAACCAGGGAUUGACAGCCCGUUCUCUUUCCCCAAUGCUGGCCAGAGUUACAGAAAGUUGAACUGUAAACAUUGGCAAAUAUUGACAGAAGUCAAGGUCAUGGCAAGACCAUUUGGCCCACGUUUGUUGGGGAACGAUAAGCCUGCAGUUCAAAAAGACUGGUCAACUGGAUUUGCAUUCCCAGAAACCAGGAAAUUUCUGAAACUGAGUUUUAAACCUGGCAACUGUUUUACCAUCCCUUUGUAUUUUUGCUGUUCCUCCCUAUACCAGCUUCCUUACAGCUGUUCUGAUUUCCUGUCGUAAGAUUUUUUCUUUUCAUUUUCUCCAGGGAGGGUAAAUCAAUAUAACCUCUUCUCUAGAAAGGAGGUAGUUGGGCUGGUCUUAAGCAAUGUUAGAAGAUCUAUUUUUUUUCAAACCAGGUGUCUGAGCUGGGUGAAUUCCAGCCUGGGGAGAGGACUUUGAUCACCAGAUGUUUUUCUGGUGUGCGUGCUGUCUUAUGGUUGCGUGGCGGGUUUCUGCUUCAGAUGAGCACUGUCCAGAACUUUCUCCAGUGGACAAUAGCAUAUUUGUCGCAAAGGAGGUGGAAGGACAGAUUCUGGGGACUUACGUUUGUAUCAAGGGCUACCACCUGGUAGGAAAGAAGACCCUUUUUUGCAAUGCCUCUAAGGAGUGGGAUAACACCACUACUGAGUGCCACUUGGGCCACUGUCCUGAUCCUGUGCUGGUGAAUGGAGAGUUCAGUUCUUCGGGGCCUGUGAAUGUAAGUGACAGAAUCACGUUUAAGUGCAAUGACCACUACAUCCUCAAGGGCAGCAAUUGGAGCCAGUGUCUGGAGGACCACACCUGGGCACCUCCCUUUCCCAUCUGCAAAAGUAUUCCACAGACUCGUCCUCUUCCCUUCCAGCCAUGUUCUCCCCUAUUUCUUUUUCUCUUGAGACAGUCUUGCUCUGUUGCCCAGGCUGGAGUGCAGUGGCACGAUCUUGGCUCACUGCAACCUCCACCUCCCAGGUUCAAGCGGUUCUCGUGCCUCAGCCUCCCAAGUAGCUGGGAUUGCAGGUGCGCACCCACGCUGGGCUAAUUUUUGUGUUUUUAGUAGAGACUGGGUUUCACCAUGUUGGCCAGGCUGGUCUCAGAUUCCUGACCUCAGGUGAUCCACCCACUUCAGCCUCCCAAAGUGCUGGGAUUACAGGUGUGAGCCACUGCUCCCACCUUCUCCCCUUUUUCUGAUACUCUCUUUGAUAUAGUUUGGAUGUGUGUUCCUGCUCAAAUCUCAUAUUGAAUUGUAAUCUCCAGUGUUGGAGGUGGUGCUUGGUGGGAGGUGACUGGAUCAUGAGGGUGGAUUUCUCAUGAAUGUUCUAGCACCAUCUCCCUAGGUACUGUCCUCGUGACGGCGAGUGAGUUCUCAUGAGAUCUGGUUGUUUAAAAGUGUGUAGCGCCUCCUCCCUCUCUCUCUUGUUCCUGCUCCUGUUAUGUGAGAUGCCUCCCUCCCCCUUUGCCUUCUGCCAUGAUUGUAAGUUUCCGGAGGCCUCCC